Molecule: messenger RNA, 1396 nt
Organism: Juglans microcarpa x Juglans regia
Lineage: Eukaryota; Viridiplantae; Streptophyta; Magnoliopsida; Fagales; Juglandaceae
Exons: 1
Coding region: 89-1132 (347 amino acids)
Source: RefSeq, a predicted model, not a curated record
AAUAAACAUCAACCAUCUAUCUUUAUGCCCAUCACAGGUAUUCUUGUUUAGUUGUUUUCAAGUCGGUUCUUCAAAAAUAACCUUAAUAAUGGCAAACCAGGCCCCCCGCCCUCGUCCAUUGUUCCGUUUACCUACAAUAGCUCAAGAAGCUACCCCAGUCCCAGCCCCUGCCCCUGCCCCUGCCCCUGCCCCUCCUACGGAGCCACGCCCACCUGUGGCUCGGCCUAGAAUAAGGCCAUUAAUACCUGCCAUUGCAGCAAUAGUUCCUGUUGCCACCACUGCAUCAAUUCCAUCAUCUCCAACUCCAAGAGCUUCCUCUUCUUCCGAAGUGCCAAUUGUCGCAUUCUCGUCAUCAGUGCAAACAUCACCUAGUGCCAAAAGUUUUGGUCCUUCCUCUUCAGAUGCAACUUCUCUAGCACCUAAAGCAGCGCCAUCCCCAUCUUCAGCUCCAACUUCAUCAAUUUCUAAAGCAGCAGCACCACAAAUUUCCUCCACUACCAAUACUGCAACCUCUACCCCCACAACUCGUGUGCCUAGCCCUGUCCCACCUCCCAAAACAAUUGAGCCUACUGUUCAAACCUCACCUCAAUCACCUAAUCCCAAGUCUUCGGCUUUACCAUCACCUGUUUUAACCCUUUUGCCUUCCCAACUGAAGUCGCAGACUGAACUUGAGCAGAAGAUCCCAAUGGAGGUCCAGGAGAAGACCGUCGUGUUUCAAAGGACCAUUGGAGGGGAAGAAGUGUCGAAUGAAAAUGAAACCAAGGAGAAGGGGAAAAGUAGUGGCAAAACUAUUUUGGAUUCAAUGGAGGCGGGUGUGAGGGUUAUAUCAAUUGCUGGCGAAAAUAAAGGUGCCUCCAUGAAACUAUUCCAAUCCGCAACGAAACAUGAAGUUGCUCACAAGAAUAAAAAUCCUAAAACAAAAAGCCAUGGCAGUGACUCGAAAAGUGGUACCGAUAGCAACAAGGAGGGGAAUCCGAAGAAGAACAAGAGUCACAAAGGAAAAGUGACAAGUUCACAGCCCAUGAGUGCGUUCGUGAACAAUAAUGUGCAGGGCAUUAACAGCUCCAUCCUCUACAAUUGUUCAUGCACUCACCAUGAUCCUGGGGUGCACCUUGCUCUCUCUAGGAACUAGGAAGCCCAAUGCCGAGUUCCAUAUCAAAGAUCAGAACAUGAGGAGAGAGACUUGGAGAGAUUAUGCAGCGUUUCUUGUUAGGUUAAGCGAUGUUAGAGAAUAAACUAUAUAAAGGUGACUAGAGUGUUGGUGAUUAAACAGGGCAUGGAUUCUAAUUCUUCAUAGCUAGGUUCCACUUGAUCUGUUAUAAAGUGUAGUUGAAGAUUGUCAAUCACCUAUAUAUGUUUGGUAAUAAACAUGCGGUUUGCAUGAAUAUGUAAGUGA